CAACGACGUGACUAGGGGGAUAAUCUUCUUGGCGACCCGAUUGUACAUGCAAAGAGCUAGCCCGAACUCGAACCAGAGCACGGGCUCCACGGCACUGGUGUUGCUGAACAUGAGGAAUUUGCACGACUACAAGACGGUGAGAGACAUGGUCCGACCUAAUUCGGAGUCGCCGUGGGGAAACUAUUUUGCAUUCUUGCACGUGCCGAUAGCAAAAGCGAAACCAAGCGAUUCCCAGUUCUCCGAUCCUUUGAGGUUUGUCCGCAAAGCUGGUGAGACGAUCAAGAGGAAACGGAGCUCCUUCGCCGUAGUCCUCACGGGGCAGCUGUUAGAGAUGAUGAAGAAAUGCAGAAACCCAGAGGCAGUGGCAAGGCAUAUUAACAGGACAUUGAGAAACUCGAGUAUGACCAUCUUCAACGUUAUAGGGCCAAUGGAGAAAUUGUCUCUGGCUAAUCAUCCUGUUAAAGCCAUGUACUUCACCGUCAUCGGCACGCCCGAGAGCCUCCAAGUAACCAUGAUCAGCUAUGCGGGAAAUCUGAGAGUUGUCGUGCGAGCUGAGCAAGGGUUGAUAGAUUCUGAGUUGUACAACCGCUCGCUGCUUGAUGCUUUCGACAUGAUCCUUCACGAUGCAUGUGGGAAGCAGUAGAAGCCAUCGCUAUUCUCCAUCAUUCAACAGUUCAAUGCCUUAUAUCAGAAACCCUAUUCUUAGUUUGUAAGGAUCUUGUUAACGAGAUAGGUCUAAAAAGUAAGCGUAACUGUUGAGUUCUAUGGUGCGGAACUCAAUGGAGUUUGUUUCGUCGGGAAUUAUCAAAUUGCA
Molecule: messenger RNA, 814 nt
Organism: Rhodamnia argentea
Lineage: Eukaryota; Viridiplantae; Streptophyta; Magnoliopsida; Myrtales; Myrtaceae
Product: wax ester synthase/diacylglycerol acyltransferase 7-like
Exons: 3
Coding region: 47-643 (198 amino acids)
Biological process (GO): triglyceride biosynthetic process
Cellular component (GO): plasma membrane
Molecular function (GO): long-chain-alcohol O-fatty-acyltransferase activity; diacylglycerol O-acyltransferase activity
Source: RefSeq, a predicted model, not a curated record